AUGGGGGACACGGCGGCGCCUCCGCAGCCCCCCGCGGCUGGACUCCCCGGGGUGACCCCCGGGGCGGGGCUCCCCGGGGGCGGCCCCCGCGUGCACAGCGCCAUCGUGGAGCGCCUCCGGGCGCGCAUCGCCGUGUGCCGCCGUCACCACCGCAGCUGCGAGGGCCGCUACGAGCGCGGCCGCGCCGAGAGCUCCGACCGGGAGCGCCAGAGCACGCGGCAGCUGCUGAGCCUCGUGCAGCACGGACAGGCCGCCCGCAAGGCCGCCCGCCAGCCCCGCAGCAGCGCGCAGCCCGACCCCGCGCGCCCGCACCCGCUCCCGCAGCCCCCGCGCAACGCGGACGCCCGCGCGCCCGCCCCGACGGCCCUGCCCAACGCCGGGGACCCGCGGCACUCGGCCCUGCUGGCGCUGCAGGGAUCCCUGAAACGGAAACAGACCCUCCCCGCGGCUGCCGCCCCCAGCAAGAGGCUCGAUGGCUUCAUCGAUGGCGACUUCCUGGACAUUAAGAGAAUCUGCACUGGGGAAGUCCCGGGUGCUGGUCAGGGGCCUCUCCAGGCCAACAACGGACGAGGCCCAAUGGCCCCGGGGACGCUGCCCCUCGGCCAGGCAAUGGCCAGGAAGCCUCUGGCCACCCCGGCACCCGCACCGCCUGCUGCUUCUGACAACCUGUUCAACCUGGGCUUGAGGCCAGUGAAGAAGGAGCCGGGAGAGGCCCAGUCCUGCAGUCAGCGCCUGGAUGGACCCCAGGGCGCCUGCAGCGAGGACCCGGCAGAGCCCCUGAUGGACCCCGAGCUGCAGGAGCUCUUCAAUGAGCUGUCGAGCAUCUCGGUGCCGCCCAUGAGCGACCUGGAGCUGGAGACGAUGAUCAGCGCCACCAUCAAGCAGGGAGACCCCUUCAGCUUGGACCUGGGCCAACCGCAGAGCCACAGGAGCCCUCCUGGCCCCCCGCUGCCCUCCGACAAGCCCCUCAUCAAGACCGAGUGCUCCCCAGGCCUGGGACAGUCCCCCUCCCUGGGCUCUCCGCAGCUGCGGCCCUCGUCGGCUGGCCAGGCUUUCCCUGCUUCCCCCUCCUUGGCUUCGGGCCCUCAGGGCCAGUCUCAGCCCAUCCCCGGCACCGGCCGGGCUUUGCCCAGCUGGCAGGACAUGCCCCAUGCCCAGCAGCUGAAGCAGAUGGCAGCCAGCCGACAGCAGCAGCCCUCGGCCUGGCCGCCCGCCCCGUUUCGGCAGGAGCAGACCCCCGGCCCCAAUGCGGCCCAGAAGCCCUUUGGGGUCCAGAGUUCACCCCUGCCUGGGGCUGGCAGCGAGAGUGGCCAGGCCAAGGUACAGAGUGGCAGUUACCUGUACAAGGCCGGGCCCCCACAGCAGCCCAAACCUCAGGAACUGCAGCGGGGCUUUGGAAGCAACGGGCACAGCAGCACCAAGCUCCUGCUGCACUUUGGCCCCGAGUCAGGUGGCCAGCAGCAGCCCCCAGCCCUGCCCUCGGCCAGCAAGCCUCGCCUGCCCCCCUAUGUCCCAACAACGCCUGCCCAGCCUGCACCACCUCUGCCAGGCCAGCCCCUGCUGCGGUCAUCCCUACCCAUUGUGCCACAGAAGAUGCAGAGCCCGGCGCUCACUGGACUGGGGUACUCUGUGUCCCCCCAGCACAGACAGGAGCAGACCCCAGUGAUGGGCCAGAGCUCAGGCACCAGUUCCAGCCCUGCCAGCACCUUCCUGAGCUCCCAGCCGGCCCUGCUGGCUCCCCAGUUGAUGGGCAAGAAGCCACCACUGCAGAGGCCACUGGCCGAGCAGGCACAGAAGCUGCUGCUCCCAACACAGAUGCUGAGCAAUAACGAGAAGGCCACCUCGCAGGAUCAGAUGAGCCGACAUUUGUCAAGGCCACCCCCAGACUACAAAGACCAAAGGAGAAAUGCCAGCAACAUGUCCCCAAGCACCCCCUAUGCUGGGCCCUCACCCGCCAUGACCUUGAACUCCAGCCACACCUUGGCCACCCCAGCGUCCACACAGGCCCUCGUGACCCAGGCCCACGGCACCCGUCUGCCACCCGUCUCCACGGCCGUCCAGAAUCAGAAUGCAGGCACAUUUGCCAACCUGCCCUGCAGCCAGCCCAGCCAGUACAGCGCCGUGGCGGGCAUGGCCCAGCUGGCACCGCAGAGGAACACCCAGCAGCUGGGAACAGGCCCUGGAGCGCCCCAGAGCCCCCGGCCCCCCACAUUGGCACCAAGCGGGAGCCAUAGCAGUGCUGCAUUUGUGACUGCAUCCAUGGGCACCUUGUCGCAGCCCAGACUCAGUCUACCCCACAGCCUGGGUGGCCUGGCACCCCAGCAGGCCCCUCCGGAGAUGUUGAGGACGCCCACAGGGGCGCCACCGGGCUGGGCCUCGCAAGAAGCGUCAGCCAAGCCACAGGAAGCUCUGAAGCCCACGGGUGUUCCCUUCCCCGCUGUCACAUCUGCCGCCUACACCCCCAAUCAGUCUCUGCCUCAAGUCUUGGGGGGCCGACAGUUUUCCCCAUUGGCUGCAGUGGCCCCCAGCCCCCUGGCGCCUUCAGGCGUGCAGGCGAGACCCCUGAACCAAGUGAGCCAGGCAUUGAACGGGCAAAGUCUGGGAACUCUUCAGGGCUCCACGCUCAGGCCCGGUGCUCUGGGGGGCCCCAUGCUGCCCGCUUUGAACCUGUCGGUUGCAGGGCUGGGCCAGGCGACCCCGGCAGCCCUGCUGGCUGGUAGCUUUCCUUCCGCUGGCCAGACUGCCAGGCCUUUCCAGGGCUCGGAGCCGGGAGGGGCUGACCUGACUUUUGACCUCCUUAGCCCACCAGCGCCGGAUGGCCUGGGGCCUACACUCAGCAGUGACACCGAUUUCCUGGACUCUUUGCUGAAGACAGAGCCCGGCAAUGAUGACUGGAUCAAAGACAUCAACCUUGAUGAGAUCUUGGGGAGCCACACAUGAGUGUGUGGGCCCAGGUUGAGUGCUGGGCAGCUGGAAGGAUCAGGAGUGGCCUUGUGGCGGCAGGCCAGUAUUCCCCCCAGCCCCGGGGCCACGUAGCAAGCAGCCUGAGCCUAACCCUGACCUGCAGAGAGAAAGUGUCUGUCACUCACCCUGUGAAACAUGCUCCAAGUCUCUAUUUUCCUAAAAGGAAUUAGACUCACCUUCUCCUGCUCCAGCCACAACAACCUGGGGAACCUGUCCGGUCCUCCAGUUUGUUGCUGCUCGCUCCUGUCGCCUCCAGGGUGAGAGAACCCAUGACCUGAGUGCGAGAACCAUUUCUAGAGUCCCUCUCUGCUGGACAUGGCCACUCUGGGUGCUGACUGCGUCUCCAAACCCCAUUCUAGACCCUCUUCAUGCCCAUGCUAUGGGCAGGUGCACACCUGGAUGCCUUGCUUUCCCAGGGUGCAAGUGGGUCCAGCUGUAGUGGUUGCAGCCCCCAAGCCUGGUGAGCCAGAGUAGGUUCUUUCUGCUCAGCUAACGAUGGUGACAGGGACAUGUAUGUCAGAGAAGGGGGCAUAGGAGCCCUCUAGGAUCCCAGAACCCAGGGAAGAUGGAGCCUCUGGGUUUUGAGCCAAGCAGGAUGCUGGAAGGCAGCAGAAGUGAGAGGGGAAAGCCCCUGGGUCCUGGUGUGGUGACCAGGCAGAGCAGCUAACCACCCAUGGCCCAUACAUGUGUCCUUUUCAUCCUCCUCAGAGCUGGCCUCUUCUGUCAAGACUGAGCACUGCCUGCACUGACUCUGGGGCCUUUAUUGUAAGAGACCUAGGAGUCCCCCUCUCCUCUGCAGCACCUCAUCUGUGAAGUGGGGGAGUUUGUGCUGAUUUGGGACAGCGGCAAAGUCCCUCGCUUACCGCCCUGCAGACACGUGGCAUCCAUCUUCUGUGUCCAUGAUGAAUUUUAGCCCUGGGUUCAGACAAAAUAACUGGGGCCUUUCAGAUCUUUCAGCAUCUCUGGCAAGAUGGGAACUUCUGCCACACCCGCUCCCCACCUCUACAAAGUUCAGCCGCCUCUCCUCUCCAGCGCGCACCGACCAGCACCACGGUCCAGACUCUCCUGUGCUGGUUUGUGAAUAGAAAUAAAGGACUCUUUUUGUAAACUUUUGUAAAGAAUAUUUUGGUAGAGAUACUUAAGCCAUAUUCUUUGGGUUAUAUUUAUACAUAUGUGAAAUAAAUAUACUACCAGAAGGUUUUAUUUUA
Molecule: messenger RNA, 4172 nt
Organism: Suncus etruscus (white-toothed pygmy shrew)
Lineage: Eukaryota; Metazoa; Chordata; Mammalia; Eulipotyphla; Soricidae
Gene: MAML2
Product: mastermind like transcriptional coactivator 2
Exons: 5
Coding region: 1-2940 (979 amino acids)
Biological process (GO): positive regulation of transcription of Notch receptor target; Notch signaling pathway
Cellular component (GO): nuclear speck; nucleoplasm
Molecular function (GO): transcription coactivator activity
Source: RefSeq, a predicted model, not a curated record